GAUAUACUUCAGCAAAGUAUUUACAUCCUUUUGUAAAUCUGUGUAGCAGCUUUAUGUAAAGUCACUUCUGCUUUAGAGUUAAGCUCGUACUGUUUUUCAUCUGUUCAUCUAUUAAAGUAUAGUCAGAUUACAAAAGUUGUAUUUAAGAGCAUUUCAUUAUAGUGUGAACUUUUUUCUUAAUUCCCCCCUCCCCCAACACACAGACUCAAUGCAUGUACACUAACUGUGCAUAUUCUGAAAGAAUGUUUACUCAGAUUGAUGACUCUGGAACAUCUAUCUCUCUGGCCCAGCUUACAAAGGUUACAGGCUUGAGGAACUCUUCCUCCCUCCCCAAGCUAUUCGACAAGCUGGAUGGAAGAUGGUUUUAUACGGCCAAUCUGGCUGAAGCUAACGCCUCAGAGGAAGAUAAAAUUAAGGCAAUGAUGACUCAGUCUGGUCAAGAAUAUGAUCCAGUCAAUUACAUGAAGAAACCUUUGGGUCCUCCUCCUCCAACAUAUACAUGUUUUCGUUGUGGAAAACCUGGCCAUUAUAUUAAAAACUGCCCAACAAAUGGGGACAAAAAUUUUGAAGCUGUGCCGAGGAUUAAGAAAAGUACGGGGAUUCCCCGCAGUUUUAUGGUAGAAGUUGAUGACCCCAACAUGAAGGGUGCAAUGCUCACCAAUACUGGGAAAUACGCAAUACCAACAAUUGAUGCGGAAGCAUAUGCACAGGGCAAGAAGGAAAAGCCGCCGUUCUUGCCUGAGGAACCCUCAUCAUCAUCUGAAGAGGAAGAUCCAAUCCCUGAUGAACUGUUGUGCCUUAUCUGCAAGGAUCUUAUGAUGGAUGCUGUUGUUAUACCAUGCUGUGGGAACAGUUACUGUGAUGAUUGUAUCAGAACAUCAUUACUGGAAUCUGAAGAGCACACCUGCCCAACUUGCCAUCAGACAGAUGUUUCACCUGAUGCUUUGAUUGCAAACAAAUUUUUAAGACAGGCUGUGAACAACUUCAAAAAUGAAACCGGUUACACCAAACGAGCUCGCAAGCAACAGCCAACUCAGCAGCAGCGACAGGCUCCGUCCCAACAAAUACAUAAUCAACAAUCUGCUCUGAGGCCAUUGCCCCUGCUCAACCCUCAACCUGUUCUUCCAGUAAGCAGAGCAGCUAGCUCAAAACCAGCAGACACGCCAGUCACCACCACUCCUCCGACUGGCCCAACUUCCCUUCCAAGUGCAGCCCCUACCCCAGUACGUGCUCCUUCUCCUGUGAAAACUAGUAGAGCUCCCCCCACUGCCAACAACCCUGCUCCAGACUUGUCAACAGCCACAGUUCAUGUUCAUCCGUUACCUCCAAAGCACGAAGAAGGGGAUAUUGAACUCAACAAAACAGUUGUUGUCACAGCCACAACUGGAACAAUCACAAGCAAUCCAUCGAUGUCUACAAGCAGUACCUCUGUCGUAAAGGGUUAUCAAGUUCCUGUUCUUGGUCAUCCGGCUUCACACGGGCAGUCCAUACCCACAACAGGUCAACCAAUGAGAAGCAGUGGGGUUCGACCACCAGGGAACAGACCUGGCUGGGAAUUGCCGUCCACCAGAGGGCAUCAGCAGAGUGAUCGUGUUCCAAGAAGCAGAGCGCAGGCAACAAAUCCCCCACCAGUGUACGUGCAUCCACCAACCCUAUAUCCUCCUCCACCUCACCCAGUUCCACUUCCUCCAGGAGUGCCUCCUCCUCAAUUCCCUCCACAGUUUCCUCCUGGCCAACCACCACCCGCUGGAUUUAGCAUCCCUCCUCCAGGAUUCCCGCCAGCUCCAGCAACUAUUUCUGCCCCUUGGGUACCUCCUGCCACUCCAGCAACUCCUGCGAGUGUAAUGCCAACAGUCACACAAGCACCCCCACUUUCCAGGGAGGAGUUCUACAGGGAACAGCGACGGCUGAAAGAGGAGGAGAAGAAAAAGUCCAAGCUUGAUGAGUUCACCAAUGAUUUUGCUAAGGAGUUAAUGGAGUAUAGAAAAAUUCAAAAGGAACGCAGGCGUUCCUACUCAAGGUCCAGGUCACGUUCAUAUAGUGGAUCAUCAUUCAGUGGAAGCUCUUAUUCUUAUUCCAAGUCUCGAUCUAAUUCCUCAAGAUCCUAUUCUCGGUCAGUUAGUAGAUCACCAAGUCGUUCGUAUUCAAGAUCCCCUUCGUAUCGAAGAGGCAGUGGAAAGAGUCGAGGUUAUCGAUCCAGAUCCAGGUCACGUGGGUUCCACCGAUCCAGAUCCAGGUCACCAUCCUACAGAAGCUAUCGCUCUCGCACCCGAUCUCCAAAUUACAAAACACAUUCUCCUUACAAACGAAAUGCUCCCCAAGGUGAAAACGAUCGUGAAUAUUAUGAUCGCUACAGAGAGCCACCGCCUCCAUUCGACUACAGAGAACUUUAUGAAAGGCCUCGUGAUCCAAGAGACUCUUUUGAGAGGGAACGGUACAGAGAGUGGGAAAGGCGAUGCAGAGCAUGGUACGAAUAUUAUAAGGGCUACAGUGGUGGUAAUCAGCCGCGACCACGGUCUCCCUCAAAUAAGGAUCACUUCUCUCCAGAGCGCUUUGGUACUGCAAGUGCUAGGCGUGACGGUUCACCGCAUAGCCGGGGCCGUCGAGAUGAAUAUCCAGUUGAACAGACCUCUCGUAUUCGUAAUAUAGCUGGCACUGGGAAUUAUCAAGAAAAGUACUCUUACAGAGAGAGUCACAAUACAAAAGAAUCAAGAGAUUCAAAAGAAAAAGAAGCACCAAGCCUUCGUCCUGAUUCCAAAGGAACAAAGCAUAAAAAACACAGGAAGAAGAAAAAAGAUGAAACAGAGAUGCUCACCAACCCUGAUUCUUCUCGGGAUGGGAAGAAAACUGGGGAGACCCCUGGCGAUGAAGGGAAAGGGACCUCUUUAUUUCUGCCCCUCAGCAGAGACGAUGCAACACCAGUGAGAGAUGAGCCCAUGGAAGGAGACUCUAUUCCUUACAAAGCCACAUCUGAAAAGGAGAGAAAGGAAAAGUUAAAAGCAAAGAGUGAUAAACAGAAACGGAAAACAGAGAGCAGCACACCAAAGAAGGAAUCCUCUGGAAAAACAGCAAAAGUAUCUCAGGAAAAGCCUAUCGAGAGAGAGCGAGAGAAAUCCCCUCACACUGAGAUCACUGCAAAGAAAGUAAGAGAGGAAUGUCCUCCCAAAACAGAGGGGACAAAAAUCCAUCUUCUUCCAAAAAGCGAGAAGUUUUUUUUACCCAGGAAGGUGCAACUUAAAAUGGGGCGUGAAUACCAAGAGAUGAAGAUUGUAAAAGAGGAAAAACAAAGAAAGGAUUACCCCAGGGAGGAAACUAAACAUGAAAAACACGAUAAAGUAGUCAAUAGAGAGGAAAAAUCAAAAAAGAUCAUUAAAGCUGAUGAAAAACCAACUAAAGCAGAAGUAAAAGCUGAUAAACGUAAAAGGAAAACUGAUGAAAAAGUGCCCGAGAGAGAACUUGGAACACCUCCGACUAAAUCUUCAAAAGUAGAAACAGCAGAGGGAGCAAAAAGUUCAGUGAAAGGUAAAUUUAACUCUGGCAGUGAGAAAUCAACAGAAAAACACACAGACUUGCCUGCUGACAAGGAAAAGACGACUCCUCCAAAUGUAUCAGUGAGGAAAAUCAAAAUAAACCGGGAAAGUGGCAAAAAGAUUGUGAGUGGAGAGUCCCCAGCUCCACUGGAAGAGUCUACAGAAUUAGCAGAAAUUAAUGGUGCGAAAUCCAAACCUGAGAAAGUGCGAACCAAGACGAGGAGGAAAGUGGCUGGGGGCGAGGUGGCUGGUUCAACACUUGUGGAUUAUACAAGUACCAGUUCUGCUGGAGGCAGCCCCAUUAGGAAAGCUGAAGAGAAAUUGGACACAAAGAAAACCGUGAUCAAGACAAUGGAAGAGUACAACAGUGAUACUAGACCCCCAGCUGAAGAUGAGAUUGUUAUUGUCCAAGUUCCUCGUUCCAAGUGGGAAAAGGAGGAUUACGAGACUGAUGAAGAUGAAGGAAAAACAGCUGCUGCGUUAAAUAUUGGGAAAGCUGCUGGCUGUGGACUAAGUGCCACUGUGAAGUCUUUCAACCCAGCAAAGCAAACCGAUAAAGAGGUUCCAUCUGAGAGAUUCCCAAAAACUGUUAAAGAGCCAAAUCUGGAUGAGACUCAACAGGAGCCCAAAACAACGGCAAAAAAUUUAAAUGAGAAAGGUUUGAAGACCAAAGAUAAAGAGCAUGGGUCAGACAAAGAGACUCCAGACAAGAAGAAAGCUCUAAUUCAGCCUGACAAGCCAACAGUUACAGAGCGGGAUAUAGAGUCAGCAGUUGCCAAUAAUGUCCCUCAAUCUUCAAAAGACCGGUUGGUUGAAAAAUUAGAUCCAGGCAAUAGAGGAGCAUCAAACAAAGACUCUGGUCCUUCUGUUGAUGGAAAGGUGGAAAAUGUCGACAGGCAGGUCUCUGUUUCCAAACGCAGAGAGGAGCGAACUCGAGAUAUUAAGAAGCGAGAUUCUCCCAGUAAAUGUGAAGAACUGGCACCAAGCUUAAAAGGCAAGGAGCAACAGAUAGACACCAGGAAAAGUAGCUCAGAGCCCAAGAAAAAUGACCACAGUCCUGGGAAGGAAAGGAGACUGCAUACAGACCACAGAAGUAGUUCUGAGUCCAAAAGUGCCACUGAAGAACCAAAAUCAUCAUCCCUUUCCAGCCGAGAGAAGGAGAAAUAUAUGUUGGAAAUCAAGAGCAGUAAGGAGAGGCAAGUCUCUGGGAAAAUGGUCUCUCACCGGACUGAAAUAUCAGCAGAAAAGAAUGAGCAAGAGCAUUCUGGCCGAAGUGACAAAGAUCACAGCCGCAACAAGCCCGCUGGACCAGUUAGCCGCUCUGUCCGACAUUCUCGCCACUCUCUGGAUCUGGCCAGAGAAACUGAUGAGGCAGCCUUUGAACCUGACUACAAUGAGAGUGAAAGCGAAGUUGAAGAGGAGCAUACACCGAGAGAGGGAAGGGAAGCAAAAGAGAUUAUGCACCAAACAAGAGAGAUCAAGGGGACAUCCAUAGGUUCCAGAAAUAACAGCACUAAAAGUCUCACCCAAAACAGCAUGAGCCCGACUUGUUGUCGGAGUCACAGCCCAAGUGAGAGCCAGACUCGGAGCCGCAGUAGCAGUGUCAGUUCAGGGGACACUCAAGAUAGCAAAAAGAAAAAGAAGAAAAAAGAGAAAAAGAAACACAAAAAACACAAGAAGCAUAAAAAGCACAAGAAACAUUUGGGCAUUGAUUCUGAACUUGACAAAACACAGAAACACAAACACAAAAAGAAAAAGUCUAAAAAAAGCAAGGACAAAGAAAAGGACAAGGACAGUGACCAGAAGGUCCGAUCAUCUGUCAUCUUACGAACAGCAGAAACUGAUUAGACAGUGGCUGGAGCAUUUGAUCUGAUCCUGUAAUAAAUAGAAGCUUUGUAAAUAUUCACUCGGACAUUGCUAUUCUGCGCUGAGUCCACUGCAACUUUGGAGAUUUUGUUUUCUGUAAUAUUGAGGGUUUAUAAAUUAGUUUUUGUACAGAAUUAUGUUUGACCAUGUGUAUGGGCAGAUUAUCCUGCAGCAUUUUUAAGUGAACUAUCAGACUACACUGGGAACUACUGUGAAAAUUUUUCACUAAACUUUUUUUUAUAGCUGUGUAUACAAGCUAACAGUGUAAUUAAUGUAAAUGUUUUGCCUGAUGAUUUGCAGUAUAAAGUAAAGCCUCACUGUGUCAUCUUUUGACUGAAUAAAUUUUCAUUGAAUUCAUUA
This is a messenger RNA of Chiloscyllium plagiosum (whitespotted bambooshark), 5756 nucleotides long. NCBI's taxonomy places the organism in Eukaryota, Metazoa, Chordata, Chondrichthyes, Orectolobiformes, Hemiscylliidae. The record is from RefSeq and is a predicted model, not a curated record.